AGCAGUUUCGAUUUGAAUUGAAUAGUUGUUUGAAUAUAACGGUGCCAUUAGCUUUUGAGAGUUUUGAACGCGUAAUUUUACAUUACAAAUUAUUAACUAGUAGCUUCAGUCUUCAAGACAAAAUGGCUAAAAGACUCGCUCAUUUUCACAUCACUGAUUUUCGAGGUGAAAUGCCAGUGACACCAAAUGGAAAACCAUUUCAAAUUAAAGAUGAACCUCUCACUCCAACUGACGAGGGGUUUGGAGAACUCAACAAUUAUUUCUCUGACGAGAAUGAUAACAACCACAUGAGAAAAUCUUUAUCUAUGAGUGACAUAGCUACGAUUAAGCAAGAACUCGUAGACUUAAAGUUUAGUGAUAACAAAGAAGAUAUUUACAGUCGACAUAGAAAACAAUCUUGUGUGCCCGAGCUAUCGAGAACCAAGUUUGUCUCCAUGGCUGAAGCCAUAUACCGUUAUCAGAGGGAUACGCCUGACCGGUUUCAUACAAGUAAGCCAAGAACGUUUGUUGGACAUGGACCAACUGUUCGUCAAAGUGUCACUCGACCUCAGUCACCCAUGCUUAGAUGCAAAGCUCGCGCUCGUCCACAACAUGUUUUAUCUCAAAAAGAGAAAGAAGAAUUAGAAAUUGAGGAAAUUAGGAAGUUUCAAAUCAAAGCAAACCCAAUUCCAAAGUCUGUUAUCGAGGGGUCUAGAAAUUUACCGGAGGUACAAAGAAAACCAAGUACAGUGCCAGAGCCAUUUAAAUUAACUGAAGUUCAGAAGAAGAUAUUGUCAUCAGCAGAACACGUGGUUAAUUUCAAGGCACGACCAGCACCUAAACACAUCCUUGAGAAUCCACAGAACAAUCUCCCACCAAAGCCCCCAACUCAAGUGACUAAAGCAAUAAGCCCUAAAUUCCAUUAUAAAAGAGCUAACUCUGCUGAUAUUCUCAAGAAUGACUUGAAAAAGAAUGAGAAACAUUCCAAUAAGUCAGAAAAAAGUGUCAAGACUGUCCAACAUCAUGGCCCUAUGAAACCAGAACCAUUUUCGUUUGAAAAAAGAGAUGAGGAACUAAAACGUAAGCGAGAGGAAAGAAUAAAACGUCAAGUGGAAGAAGAACGCAAGCUUGCCUCUCAGUUCAAGGCCCAGCCUUUGCCCGCAGGAGUUAAAGCUAGGAUGCAGUCUGCAAUUGCCAAUUGUGCACAUACCUCAACUGCUUCAUCGGAGAACAAAGAAAAUUGUGUUAAAUUUGAGGCAAAACCCCCUAUGGUUCUUUAUAAGAAACCUUUCAAACCAGUCCUGCAGUCAACCCAAAUAGUAAAGGCCAAACCCUUUGACUUAGCAACAUUGAAAAGAGCAGCAGAGAGAGAGCAGUUUGACAAACUGAUAAAAGAGAAAGAAGAAGAGAAUGGUAAAAUUGUCCAGCAAAAGGAAAAAGAGCAGCAGGAAGCUGAAGAAAAAGCCUUAGUUGAGUCAAGGGCUAAACUAGUUCACCAUGCUAAACCAAUACCACCAUUGAUACCGAACCUCCCUGAAAAGCCGCAUAUACCUCUCACAGUUCCUGAAACACCUAAAUUUAUUAGGAGACUGAAAAAAUAUUAGUUUAAUAGUUGACAUUUAAUGAGUUUUAGACAAUCAUUGGUUUAUUAUAUAAAAAUUAUAUGGUAAUUUUAUGACUUCAUUUAUCUUAUUGUAGUUGCAAUUUCUAUUUUGUAAUACACGCAUGGUAAUAUU
Molecule: messenger RNA, 1715 nt
Organism: Pararge aegeria (speckled wood butterfly)
Lineage: Eukaryota; Metazoa; Arthropoda; Insecta; Lepidoptera; Nymphalidae
Product: targeting protein for Xklp2-like
Exons: 1
Coding region: 123-1583 (486 amino acids)
Biological process (GO): regulation of mitotic spindle organization; activation of protein kinase activity
Cellular component (GO): spindle; microtubule
Source: RefSeq, a predicted model, not a curated record